Molecule: messenger RNA, 3245 nt
Organism: Ictalurus punctatus (channel catfish)
Lineage: Eukaryota; Metazoa; Chordata; Actinopteri; Siluriformes; Ictaluridae
Gene: fmoda
Product: fibromodulin a
Exons: 3
Coding region: 139-1176 (345 amino acids)
Molecular function (GO): protein binding
Source: RefSeq, a predicted model, not a curated record
GAAGAAAACGUGAAAGGGAGAGGGUGUAUUUACAAAUUUUUGGCAAAGUCACAGUGUUACAGUGGCUCGCUAACAGAGUGGGCUAAAAGGAGGGAGUGCCAUUUAACUUAAUCAGUUAUUGGGCGUCUUCCAUUUCUCAUGAUGAUGCACCUAGCUUCUCUCCUGCUGACUGCUGGAUUUUUGCACCUUGCUUUGGCCAAUGGGGUUGACCAAUUGUCCUGGUUUUACCGAAUGCAACCCUCGGCCAUCAUGGAGCCUGACAGCACUGGGGGAGACUGUCCAGCUGAGUGCGACUGCCCACCAACCUUUCCCAUUGCCAUGUACUGCAACAACCGUGGCAUGAAACAGAUGCCAUACAUCCCCUCUCGCAUGAAAUAUAUCUAUCUUCAGCACAACCUAAUAACUACAGUCUCAGAUGAGGCAUUUAAAAAUGGCACCAACCUAGUGUGGGUCAUGCUGCAUGAGAACCAGAUUGCUGAGAUGGGAAAAAGGGCCUUUGCUAUUCUAGUGAACCUGGACCGCCUGUACUUGAAUGGCAACAACCUGACUGAGGUGCCAUCUAACCUUCCUCACUCUUUACGUGACUUGCGUCUCAACCAUAACAAAAUUGACAAAGUGUCGCCCAGUGCUUUUGAAGGCAUGGAGAAUCUGACAACCUUGCUACUCAACCACAAUGCUAUCCAGGACCUAGGCAGCACUCUGAAGGGCCUGAAGUCUCUCAUCUUGCUCGAUGUGAGUAAAAACCAGUUGAAGAAAGUACCAGAUGACCUGCCCACCAUGCUGCACCAGCUCUAUUUGGGCUCCAACUCCAUUGAUGCCAUCCCAGGCAACUUCUUUAACCAGUUCAACAACCUGCAGUAUGUGCGCUUAUCCCACAAUACCCUCACAGAUAAGGGUAUUCCACCAAACACCUUCAAUGUAAGUAGUCUGGUAGAACUGGACCUCUCCUUCAACAAACUGGAAAGGAUCCCAGCGGUUAGCACCAGCCUCGAAAACCUCUAUCUACAAGCCAACCAAAUCAAAGAGUUUUCCCUGGGCAGUUUCUGCAGUGUGGUGGACGUAAUGAACUUCUCCAAACUAAAGGUCCUUCGUCUGGAAGGCAAUGAGAUCACACAUAGGGAUGUCCCAUCUGACUUGAAUAUGUGCCUCCGCUUUGCCUCAGACAUUGCCCUGUAACUGUUCCAUCAGGGCAUUAGAGGGCAGUCCCAUGCAGUUGUCUUCUCUGUAACUAUUCCACUAAAUACUCAAAAAAUUUUGUGCUGUUUUAUUGUUUUCUCCAUGUUUAUCAUGAAAUGUAAUACUGUUUAUGUUUGUCUUAAAGAAGGAGUAACAAAGGAGUUUUUGGUGGUACAUGUAUAUGGUUGGUGCAUGUUUUUCUACCUGAUUUGUGGGUGUUUGCUUUAGUAUGUUUUACGUUAUAGCUAAGAAUUAUGUCUACAGCAUAGUUUGUAUGUGUGCAUAUAUCUCUGCAUGUUGGUCAUAUUUUGAAGUCAGAGCAAAAGUAAAAGACAUGAUGAGUUGUUUUUUCUCAUUUUAAAAUCUGUUUACUUUCUGAACAUGUCUCUCUUAGAAUAACUUGAUUUUCAUGCAUUUUUGGAAUGUUUGUUAUGCAUUGUGUGUAUUGUAGGCAGCAUGUUAGAAGACUAUGGUCUGGACGUGUUCCAAGAACUUUAACCUGAGUGAACAAAAGUAAUAAAUAUUUUUAGUUUUUAAAAAAAAAUACUGUGAAUCUUUACAUUGCUUGUUUACUUAAUAACUUCCCUUUCUAAAAAGGAAGUAGGCAAAACCAAAUGUGUCUUCCCAUACCUAAAAAUCAAUAUGGAAAUUUGGCUCCACCUUCUGGAGGAAAAGUACUUAAUGUCCACGGUUAAAUAUGGUGGUGGCUCUUUAAUGUUUUGGGGAUGUUUUUCUGCCAGAGUACCUGGACAUUUUGUUAGGAUAUAUGGCAUCAUGGACUCUAACAAAUAUCCACAGAUAUUAAAUGAACACCUGACAGCCUCUGCCAGGAAGCUUAAAAUGGGCCGUGGUUAGAUCUUCCAGCAGGACAAUGAUCCAAAACAUACAUCAAAACCAACACAAAAAUGGUUUACUGACUACUAAAUCAAGGUCCUGCCAUGGCCAUCCCAGACUCCUGACUUGAACCCCAUAGAAACCUGUGGAGUGAACUGAAGAGAAGAGUCCACCAGCGUGGACCUCGAAAUUUGAAGGAUGUGGAGAGAUUCUGUAUAGAGGAAUGGUCUCAGAUCCCUUGCCAACCUUCAACCUCCUCAGGUAUUAUAGGAGAAGAUUCAGAGCUGUUAUCUUGGCAAAGGGAGCUAGCAGGAAGUAUUGACUAAAAGGGUGCCAAUAAUUUCUGCACAUCUAUAUUUAACUAAUAUAGUUGUAGGAAAUAGACCUGAUUUUUGUUUGCAAUUGUUUGAUAUCCAUGAGCGCAGAGUUUUUUUUGUUUUUUUUUUAAAUUUUAACAAAUGAUUAAAAGUUUAAACAAUAAAGACAAUGCUUCACAGCCUUUGCUCAUAUUUACCAAGGGUGCUAAUAUUAGUGUGGGCACUGUAAUAACUAUACUAUAUGCUACUAAAUGAUACUGUUCAUCUCAUAGCAUAUCGUACAUUUUAAUUUAUUUGUAAAUGAGGUGGAAUAUAACACUGAACAUUACAAUUCUACCACUUUAAUAAGUUAUGAUACAAAUCAUAAAUGAUUAUGCCCCAAGAAAUAUGAUCAAGAAUAACAUGCAGGGCUGGAUCACGAUUCGGCAAGGACCAUGUCUUUGGAGCCCACUACUAUCAAUUGUGUCCUACAAAUGCAAACCUCAGUAUCUACUGUAUACCAACACUUAAAUGGAGACAAGCUCACUUACAGUACUACUCACUUACUGCAAUCUGACUUUUUCUGAUUGUAAAAGCUCAAAACUGUCUGAUGUGUACCAGGUUUUUUCCUUACGACAAUUAAGAAGCGAGAGUCCCACCUUUUCCAUUGGAUUUUUUUACGGCUGCUUCUAAGGUCAAACAGACUUCAUACAAAUCCAUAAUGAACAUUUUCACACUAUCUGUUGUUGCCCAGAUGAGGAUGGGUUCCCUUCUGAGUCGGGUUCCUCUCAAGGUUUCUUCCUCUUAAAACAUCUUAGGGAGUCAGUGGCUUGCUCAGUUGGGAUAAAUUCACACCUUUCAUAUCUGUAUACCGUGUUGAUAUUUCUGUAAAGCUGCUUUGAGACAAUGUCUAUUGUAAAAAGCGCAAUACAAAUAAAA